UACACUUGGCUUCCGAUUGGCUGGCGUGUUAAUGAAGGGCGGCUCUGACCACGCCCACUUGACUGGAGAGACGGGAGCUGAGCGCACACUGUCAGUCAAGCGUCUCCAGAGCAACAGCAUUACAGACCACCAGUUUCCGAGGCUCAUUAUUGUGUACGGAAAGACCAGUAUCUGCAGCCUGUGAAAACCAUGAACCUGAGCCCGCCUGAACACAGCACGCACAAGCCGAGUGACGGCUGCAUGGAAGACAGCAAAGCUGAGCACUUGCUCCCCUGCUACCACAGAAGCACAUUUGACGGGCCUCUGGCUUCCUACCACAGCGGCUCCAUCAUAUCUCACCUCCUGCGUAAAACCAUUCAUAAUAAACUGAGCUCCCUGGACAACAACCUCCUUUACCUGCCCUCCGCAAACACCAGCGGGCUCGAUCCCGAGUCCAACAACGAAGAUUUUGCUCAAGACGAUCAUAGCUGCAUGUCCUUCAAAGACGAGGAUCUGUCUGUAAACGAGCACCUCCAAGCCAAACGUGCCCGGGUGGAGAACAUCAUACGAGGCAUGGCUGCUUCACCCAACAGCAGGUCUCACGGAGGAGCGGAGGGCGAGAGCGAAGCCGUCCGCUGCAGAAGAGACCUCCUGAAGGAGAACAAACGCAAGCAGAGGCUCCCGCAGCACCAGGAGCCCAGUCAGUCCAACACCAAGACCAGCAAAGACCAGGAGUGCCACAGACUCAAGGAGCAGCUCCAAAGCAUGCAGCGGCUCCUGCAUCAGCUCCAGGAGAAGAUCUCGCACGUGCACGACCAGAGUUACUCGGAGAACGAGGAACGGGAAGACGCGAGGUCAGAGCACGACGCCCAACACAGUUUGAAGCUGGACAGUGGCGCGACGCACCACAAAGACCAAGUUAAAGUGGAAACGGGGGGUUUCAGCUCCGACAGGGCGGUGAAGAACCUGCAGGACACUCUUAAAUGCGAGCUGACCAGGACUGUGAGUGAAAGCGUCGAUAUGGUCUUCAAGAAGCUCUCUAUGACUCUACUAAACCAGUCGCCCUGGGCACAGCCGUGCCACAGUCCGGAGUACUCUGAGACUAAGAAGCGGAUCCCAGAUGAUUCCCCUUCAGAGCUGUCGGACUCGGACGAAAGCCUUAAAGCCAGUUCUGUGGAGCACUUUGAGAGCAACAGCCCGGAGCACCAGACCGAAGCCUUGUCCCUAGUGGUGCGGAAACCUUCCCUCAGCCCGGCUGUGAAGAGACCCUACCCGCUGCACCAGAUGCCCUUCCAGUUCGGCUACAGCGCUCCUCUCCACGACAGCCAGAUCCUGGAGCACCUGCUGAAGUACGGCCCUCACUCCUCCUUCUCCGCACUGCCUUGUCUGCCGGCGUCUCUGGAGAGGUCCUCGCCGGACUCCAUGGAGCAUGCGUGGGAAAGCGUCGGCAUGAGAUCCAAGCUGAGCUCGGGGCAUCACCAGACGGGACUGGUGUCGGUGGACGCGCUCUGCCUGCCGCGGGUCAAGAUGGAGUGUGGAGACCUGCAGAGCUUGGCUGAGAGGAGCUCCUUCAUGACCCUCAAUAUCCAGGAAGGUCUGAGCCCAAACCAUCUGAAGAAAGCCAAGCUGAUGUUCUUCUACACACGCUACCCGAGCUCCAAUCUGCUCAAGAACUUCUUCCCUGAUGUCAAGUUCAAUCGCUGCAUCACGUCUCAGCUGAUCAAGUGGUUCAGUAACUUCAGAGAGUUCUACUACAUCCAGAUGGAGAAGUUCGCUCGUCAGGCCAUCGUAGACGGCGUGAAUGAUGUCAAAGACAUACUCGUCACCAGAGAGUCCGAGCUCUUCCGCGCCCUCAACAUGCACUACAACAAAGCCAACGACUUCCAGGUUCCAGACAGAUUCCUGGAGGUUGCUGAAAUCACUCUUCAGGAGUUCUACAGUGCCAUUGCCCUCUCCAAAGACUCGGACCCCUCUUGGAAAAAAGCCAUCUACAAGGUCAUCUGCAAACUAGACAGUGAUGUUCCUGAGGAUUUCAAAUCACCUUCCUACCUUUAAACAGAGAGCGCCACCUACAGGACACUUUAUGUGUCACCACACACCGUUUAUUUAUCAUGAGUAUCAAUCAUAAAUAUUC
Carassius carassius (crucian carp) is the source of this 2113-nucleotide messenger RNA. Its product is annotated as prospero homeobox protein 1-like. The record is from RefSeq and is a predicted model, not a curated record. Gene Ontology annotation, biological process: regulation of transcription by RNA polymerase II. Gene Ontology annotation, molecular function: DNA-binding transcription factor activity, RNA polymerase II-specific; RNA polymerase II cis-regulatory region sequence-specific DNA binding. The transcript has 5 exons. NCBI's taxonomy places the organism in Eukaryota, Metazoa, Chordata, Actinopteri, Cypriniformes, Cyprinidae. Bases 190 to 2034 code for a protein of 614 amino acids. Gene Ontology annotation, cellular component: nucleus.